Molecule: messenger RNA, 705 nt
Organism: Darwinula stevensoni
Lineage: Eukaryota; Metazoa; Arthropoda; Ostracoda; Podocopida; Darwinulidae
Source: the annotation of a GenBank genome assembly
AUGCACGCAAAGGAUAUGUUGUUGAUCCGCAUCGCGUUCCUCCUCGCCUUGCUGCAGCUUGCGAUCCAGGAACCUCAAUUUUGGAUGUCCUGGUUUCAAAGCAAGGAAAAAAAGAAAAAUUCGAAUACGACGACCACCACGCCGGCGCCGACCACCACGCCGGUGCCGACCACCACGCCGGUGCCGACCACCACGUGUUCAACACCAGCUAGCGGUCCCUGCACGCAGACAUGGACUCCAGGCGCCACCCCUCCUACGCCUGCAGGCUACACCCUCGACUGCGCCACCGGAUAUUACUACAAAUACGUUGGAUCUUUUACUUAUGAUGCGGCAGUCGCGGCGUGCGACAACGACGGUGCCCGUGUGGCGAUGAUCACCGAAGCCGCCGUUGCAGACGCCAUGAAGCUUGCAAAUUCUAAUGAGCACGAUUGGCUCGGCUGCACUGAUCCUGACCUCGACGGGAACUGGACCUGCGAUGACAACUCUUGUUUCUCCAUGACGACCUCCGGCACCACCACCUGGUACGAACCCCCGACAUCGGAGUCGUGCCUGGAGGUUCACUUGCACUCGGGUUCAUGGGGUCCAUAUGGCUUUGAAACCGUGCCAUGCACUGAUACGCUUGGCACAGUGUGCCAACUCUAUGUGCCGUGAGGGACUCUGUUCACUGCGGUUCAUUUUGAGAGAAAAUAAAACUGGUUACCGAAC